This is a messenger RNA of Dunckerocampus dactyliophorus (ringed pipefish), 2612 nucleotides long. RefSeq names its product threonyl-tRNA synthetase 1 (gene tars1). The coding region runs from base 97 to 2286 and encodes 729 amino acids. Gene Ontology annotation, molecular function: threonine-tRNA ligase activity; ATP binding. Gene Ontology annotation, biological process: threonyl-tRNA aminoacylation. The transcript is spliced from 19 exons. The record is from RefSeq and is a predicted model, not a curated record. NCBI's taxonomy places the organism in Eukaryota, Metazoa, Chordata, Actinopteri, Syngnathiformes, Syngnathidae. Gene Ontology annotation, cellular component: cytoplasm.
CAGAUUCAUCCUUUCCGGGUUACAUCAGCGGUCUCCAGUCAUCGUGACCGUUUCUGCUAGCUAGCUAGUAGUAACCUGACUGCAAAAAGUCGUUUAAUGUGGGACAGCUUUUCACUUGUUAUGGCUCAGCAGACCGUCGUGGAGAAAAUGAGCGAACUGAAUGUGGACGAAGGUUUAAAGGGAGGAGCAUCAGAUGGAGGAAAAAAGAAAACCAAAAAUGAUGCUGGAGAUUCUGGAGGACGAGUUGAGCUUUCGCCCGCACCCGAGUACAUAGACGAGCGUCUCACUUUGUACUCCAAGCUGAAAGCUGAGCAUGAUGCCCUCUUGGCAGAAAGAGCUUCCAAGGAGAGUCGAGCAAUCAAAGUCACUUUACCUGAUGGCAAGGUGGUGGAGGGGGAGUCUUGGAAGACCACACCCUAUCAAGUGGCUUGUGGAAUCAGUCAAGGCCUCGCCGACAACACAGUGAUUGCCAAGGUAAACAACAAUGUGUGGGAUCUGGACAGACCUUUGGAGGACAACUGCAGCCUGGAAUUGCUCAAGUUUGAUGAUGAUGAAGCUCAAGCUGUUUACUGGCACUCAAGUGCCCACAUCUUGGGUGAAGCCAUGGAGAGGGUAUAUGGGGGUUGUCUCUGCUACGGUCCGCCCAUCGAGAGCGGCUUUUACUACGACAUGUUCCUUGACAACAAUGAGGGGGUAUCAAGCAAUGACUUCCCCUGCCUGGAGACCUUGUGCAAGAAAAUCAUUAAGGAGAAGCAGCCAUUUGAGAGGUUGGAGAUCAAAAAGGAAACUCUAUUGGAGAUGUUCAAGUACAAUAAGUUCAAGUGCCGCAUCCUGAACGAGAAGGUCACCACUCCCACCACUACAGUUUACAGGUGUGGUCCUUUAAUUGAUUUGUGUCGGGGUCCACACGUGAGACACACAGGAAAAAUCAAGGCACUGAAGAUCCACAAGAACUCUUCCACAUACUGGGAGGGAAAGGCAGACAUGGAGACCCUCCAGAGGAUUUACGGCAUCUCCUUCCCGGACCCCAAAAUGCUGAAAGAGUGGGAGAAGUUUCAGGAAGAGGCCAAGAACAGAGAUCAUCGCAAACUGGGCCGGGAGCAGGACCUGUUCUUCUUCCAUGACCUGAGCCCAGGGAGCUGCUUCUUUCUGCCAAAAGGCGCCUUCAUCUACAACACCCUGAUUGAGUUCAUCAGAAGUGAGUACAGGAAAAGAGGCUUCCAGGAGGUGGUAACACCCAACAUUUACAACAGUAAGCUGUGGCAGACCUCUGGUCACUGGCAGCACUAUAGCGAGAACAUGUUCUCCUUUGAGGUGGAGAAAGAGACCUUCGCCCUCAAACCCAUGAACUGUCCUGGCCACUGUCUGAUGUUUGAUCACCGGCCACGUUCCUGGAGAGAGCUGCCCCUUCGCAUGGCCGACUUUGGUGUCCUGCACAGGAACGAGCUGUCAGGAGCCCUCACUGGGCUCACCCGCGUCCGCCGUUUCCAGCAGGAUGACGCUCAUAUCUUCUGCUCUAUGGAGCAGAUCGAGGAUGAGAUCAAGGGUUGCCUCGAUUUUCUGCGCACUGUGUACGGCGUAUUCGGCUUCACUUUCAAGCUAAACCUUUCCACGAGACCAGAGAAAUUCCUCGGAGAGCCCGCCGUCUGGGAGCAAGCAGAAAAGCAACUGGAGAACAGCUUGAAUGACUUUGGAGAGAAAUGGGUUCUCAACCCAGGUGAUGGAGCUUUCUACGGACCAAAGAUUGACAUCCAGAUCAAGGACGCUAUUGGCCGAUACCAUCAGUGUGCCACUAUCCAAUUGGAUUUCCAGCUACCGAUUCGCUUCAGUCUCUCCUUUGUCAGCCAUGAUGGAGAUGACAAGAAGAGACCAGUGAUUAUCCACAGAGCCAUUCUGGGAUCAGUCGAGCGAAUGAUCGCCAUCCUCACUGAAAAUUAUGGAGGAAAAUGGCCACUGUGGCUGUCUCCUCGCCAAGUGAUGGUUGUACCUGUGGGACCAACCUGUGAGGAGUACGCUCAGAAGGUUCAUCAGGAAUUCCACAACAGCGGCUUCAUGAGCGACGUGGACCUCGAUGCAGGAUGCACUUUAAACAAGAAGAUCCGAAACGCCCAGCUGGCUCAGUACAACUUCAUCCUGGUGGUGGGAGAGAAGGAGAAGACCGGUAACACUGUGAACGUGCGCACUCGGGAUAACAAAGUCCACGGUGAGCGUGGCGUGGAGGAGUGCAUCCAGCGUCUGAAGGAGCUCAAAUCGUCCAGGAAUCGGAACGCAGAGGAAGAUUUCUAAGCUUUUCCUCCAAAUAACGAACAGCUUUCUGUCCUAUCAGCAGAACCUUGACUCUGUAAACUGUAAAAGGGCUCUGUUUUUUGUUUUUUUUUAAUUAGAAAGAAGCCACAAUGGUAAAUGUUGUUCAUUUGUCCUGACUGCUUCUCUUGUGCAAGGGACAUUGUUGACAUUGACAUCAUGAAAUUAUAUACAAUCAUGUGUGUAAUCUAUUGGUAACUUCUAACAAAAGCUUUUGCAUUUGUAAUGAUCUUCUCUUCAUGCUGUCUGCUGCUUUCAGGGAAUUGCACUAGAGUUGGAAUUUUUGGAAAUUAAACAAGUAAAUUCUU